Molecule: messenger RNA, 1721 nt
Organism: Acaulospora morrowiae
Lineage: Eukaryota; Fungi; Glomeromycota; Glomeromycetes; Diversisporales; Acaulosporaceae
Source: the annotation of a GenBank genome assembly
GCUCACCUUCCCUUAUGUCUAACGAUAACAUACAAUUCGAUAAUGUGUUGUUGCAAAACAAUACUGCGUCACAGGAAGAGACUUUGCGUGAAAGGCAUAACAGAUUACAAAGAGAGCGGCGUCGAUGUGUGAGAGAACAGGAAACCUCUAAUCAAAUUGCACAAAGACAAGCAUCAGAAAGGCAUAGUCAUGCACAUCAGAGAGCAACAGAAGCGCCUGAACAAUUAUUAAAAUGCAAACAAUAUGAUAGGCAGCAGCAUAAACUGAGAAGGGCAAAUGAAAUACCUGAACAAACACUGAAACGUCAACAAGAUGAUAGACAGCGGCAAAGAGGAAGGAAAGUACAGUUGCAAUAUAAGGCUGCAAGAGUGGUUCCAUUUAUAUCUAAUGGAUUACAAUGCCACGACUUGGGACAUAUGAACAUAUCAUGCACGUAUUGCUUAGCCUUACAUUGGAUCAAAGAGAAAUUAAGUAGCAGCACUAUCUGGACUCCUCAGUUUAGCACAUGUUGUGCGUCGGGCAAAGUGAACCUUCCCCUUCUCCAAACACCACCACCCCCUCUAAUAGAUCUUCUUACUGGAGAUACUUCUGAAGCAAGGUCUUUUCGUAAGGACAUUCGCAGAUAUAACUCUGCACUUGCUUUUGUAUCUUUAGGAGCAAAAAUUGAUGAGAAUGUAACAUGCCACCAUGGUUUAGCAGAAGGUACAUUAAAAGCCCUACAACAGAUGUUGCAUACUGUUAACCCAUAUGCCCAAGUCUUUCGCCAGGCAAGCAUGAUGCUCCAAAUCGACGAUAAGCAGGAAUUGCGAAUGGUAAUAAGCCCAACAACUAUUGCUGGAAGAGAUCCUCACUGUUAUAAUACUCCCACAGCUGCAGAAGUAGCCAUCAUAAUGGUUGGUGAUGGUGAAGGUGAACCUGGCCACAGAGACAUUGUCGUACAUACAAAUGCUGAAGGACAAUUGCAGCGCAUUUCAGAAAUCCACAAAUCAUACAUGCCUUUACAUUAUGUUCUUCUGUUUCCAAGAGGUGAGGAUGAGCUUGAGGAAAAUGACAACCUAACAGAUCUUAAUGAAGAAGCCGAUCUUGAUAACGAAACAGUCCAUAGUCGCAAAUGUGUUUCCAUGAUGCAAUUUUAUGCCCAUAGGUUGCAGCAGAAUCGCCUUAACUGGUUAAAACACAACCAGAAGAAUAUAUGCUCUGAAUUAUACAAUGGUAUACAGGAUGCAUUGACAGCUGCUGAUGAAGCACCGCAGCCUGGAAGGAGAAUUGGAUGUCAUAUUGUUUUACUAUCAAGCUUUACUGAAGGAUGGUUUAAAGCAAAUGAAGAGUUGGCUGACGCUGGUACAACAGAGCUUACCUAUGGUGAAUUCCCACGUCGUUUUGUAUGGAAUAAGUGUUUAAAAAAAUGGACCCCUCGCAAAAAAGGAAACACUUUGGGCCGUAUCUACUUUGUGCAUCCUGCUGCUGGAGAACGUUUUUUUUUACAAGUUUUAUUAACUGUGGUUCAUGGUGCAAAGUCUUUCGAGAAUCUGAGAACUGUAAAUGAAACGACAUAUGAAACCUUCAAAGAUGCUUGCAAUGCAUUGGGAUUACUUCAAGACAAUAAUGAGUGGGAUGAAUGUUUAGGAGAAGCUUCUUUGAUAAAAACUGGAUAUCAGCUCUGUCAUCUUUUUGCUACGAUUUUGGUUAAUUGUGAGCCCUUAGAUCCAGAACAUUUAUAG